AUGAGUCAUAGUAAUAAUUUGCAUCAAACAUCAAGUAGUCGAAAAAUCAAUCAAUCAUCCCCUAAUGCUGAUAAGUUGACAACUGUUAGGCAUCAAGCAACUUCCAUACAAACACCAACGUGUACAGUGAGUUAUGACGACGAGGCUGGAGAUGAUGAUAUUGAGAAACGUUGUUUAAAUCAAAGU
Messenger RNA from Schistosoma turkestanicum, 186 nucleotides. The record is from the annotation of a GenBank genome assembly. NCBI's taxonomy places the organism in Eukaryota, Metazoa, Platyhelminthes, Trematoda, Strigeidida, Schistosomatidae.